AUGACAAAGAUAGAGUGGUACCAUACAAGAUUUGGGCCCUCAUCAUUGAAUUCCAUGGUCUCUACGGUACCGUCUCUUGAUGCAAGUGUUUCCAAUCCAGUUAGCCCUCAACUAAGCAAACGCCACUGUCAUUUUUCUGGUACAGUGCACAUGUACCCAUCAAACCAACGUGAAAUUAUAGAGGUCAUGCCGAUGGAAGAUGAAGUGAUGAGUGAAGUGGCUGCUCUACCUCGUCGUGUUCUUCUUGUAUCAGCUGGAGCCAGCCACAGUGUAGCACUUCUGAGUGGAAAUGUUGUUUGCUCGUGGGGACGAGGAGAGGAUGGACAGUUAGGCCAUGGUGACACUGAUGAUCGACUAUUGCCCACAAAACUCAGUGCAUUGGAUAGUCAAGACAUAAUAUGUGUUACUUGUGGAGCUGAUCAUACUAUGGCACGUUCUGAGUCUGGCAGGAACAUCGUACUAUGGCUUUCCAGGGGUGACUUUGGUAGGUUGGGUCAUGGUGACCAUAGUGACAUGUUCAUUCCUCAUCCCAUUAGAGCAUUACAAGGUCUAAUGAUCCAACAAAUUGCUUGUGGGGACAGUCAUUGUUUGGCAGUUACCACGGACAGCCUGGUGCUGAGUUGGGGGCAUAAUCAAAAUGGUGAACUUGGACUUGGUACCACAGAGGACUCUCUUCUGCCACAAAAAGUUCAAAAAUUUGAGGGAAUACCUAUCAAAAUGGUUGCUGCUGGUGCUGAACAUAGUGUAGCAAUCACUGAAGACGGGAAUUUGUAUGGAUGGGGUUGGGGCCGUUAUGGAAACUUGGGUUUGGGUGACAGAAAUGAUCGUUUGCUCCCUGAGAAAGUGACUGUUGAUGGUUACAAAAUAACCCAGGUUGCUUGUGGCUGGCGGCAUACAAUAUGUGUUUCAUCUUCUGGUGGAUUAUACACAUAUGGAUGGGGCAAAUAUGGUCAGCUAGGACAUGGGGAUUUUGAGGAUCAUCUUGUACCUUGCAAGGUUGAAGCUUUGAGUGAUAAGUUCAUCUCGCAGGUAUCAGGUGGGUGGAGGCAUAGUAUGGCACUCACAUCUAGUGGACAACUUUUAGGCUGGGGAUGGAAUAAGUUUGGACAGAUUGGAGUUGGCAACAAUUUAGAUUGUUCCUCUCCCGUGCAAGUGAACUUUCCCUAUGAUCAGAAAGUACAUCAGAUUUCAUGUGGGUGGAGACACACGAUUGCUGUUACUGAACGUGAAGAUGUAUACUCAUGGGGACGAGGAGCAAAUGGACAACUUGGGAAUGGACAAACCAUAGACCGAAAUGUUCCAACCAUUAUUGAUGCCUUCAGUGUUGAUGGAUCUCCUGGUCAGUACAUAGAAACCUCAAAACCUUCUCCAUCAUCAGGGAAGUCAUCAUCCUUCAUAUCAGACAGAUAUGCAAUUGUUCCAGAUAAAACUGCCUCGAGUUCAGAAAGGGAAUAUGAGCAUGAAACCAGUGUCCCUGAAAGUGAUGCCCGUAGAAAUUAA
Messenger RNA from Sphenostylis stenocarpa, 1500 nucleotides. Lineage: Eukaryota; Viridiplantae; Streptophyta; Magnoliopsida; Fabales; Fabaceae. The record is from the annotation of a GenBank genome assembly.